Messenger RNA from Procambarus clarkii (red swamp crayfish), 2103 nucleotides. RefSeq names its product peptide transporter family 1-like. Gene Ontology annotation, cellular component: plasma membrane. The record is from RefSeq and is a predicted model, not a curated record. Lineage: Eukaryota; Metazoa; Arthropoda; Malacostraca; Decapoda; Cambaridae. Gene Ontology annotation, biological process: dipeptide import across plasma membrane. Gene Ontology annotation, molecular function: dipeptide transmembrane transporter activity.
GACGUCAUGGCUUGUGGAACAAGGUCUGGCGGGGCGGUUAUGAUGGCCUACCCUCGAGGGGCCAUAGUCAUCCUGGUGUCCUACCUGCUCGAGCGCCUCGUCUACUUCGGGCUCUUCGGCGGUGCUGUGUUCUACAUGCAGCGGAUGUUGGGCUUCACCUCCUCCUCGGCCACGACGGUCAAGGCCAUCAUGGAAGGCCUCGUCUACCUCGCCCCCAUUCCCGGCGCCAUCCUGGCCGAUGUCUAUCUGGGCAAGGCUCGCAUAGUGUUCCUGAUGUGCUGUGGUUGCGCAGUGGGCGCCGCCAUCUUUACCCUCUCUUCGGUCACUCCCAUCAUGGCCUCCUUCAGCGCCGCCAAGUUCACAGGAGUCUUGGGCAUGCUGGUGAUGGGUGUCUGCACAGGGCUCAUGAAAGCUGCAUACACCUCCCUUGGGGCCGACCAGUUUAAAGUCCCAGAACAACGGGAGCAACAGAAGAGGUUCUUUAACGCCUUCUACUGGAUGGUUAACGCUGGCGCCUUCGUCGGGCUAUUCAUAACAGCUCAAAUACGAGACUCUGUCCAGUGCUUCGGUGAUGACUGCUACUUCCUCUCCUACAUUAUAAUGGCCGGCCUCAUGGUUGUCUCCACCGUCAUCUUCGCUGCUGGACGGACGCAGUAUAAGGAGGGGCCCCCAGACAAAAUGAUGAUAAGAGCAGUUCGAUGCAUUGCACAUGCAGUCACCAAGAUCUGGGAUAAGGACCGAGAGCCUGUGCAGCACUGGCUUGACCGUGCUCAGGACAAAUUUGAUGCUCAGUUACUGCUGGACGUGAAGGUGACUUUGCGUGUUCUUCUGCUGUUCUGCACCUUCCCGCUCUUCUGGGCUCUCUUCUUCCAAACCUCCACUGGUAUGAUAUUCCAGGCCAAACGUCUCGACGGCAUGGUAGGCAGCUAUAGGAUCCCGCCAGAAAUGUCUUCCACUGCCAACCCACUGCUAAUUUUAGUUCUCAUUCCACUCUUUGAUUUUGUGGUCUACCCUUUGUUGGCCCGCGUUGGCGUCCUCACCAAGACCACAUCCCGGAUGAUCGCGGGGAUGUGCUUCACCAUCAUUGCCUUCCUGGUCUACGCACUGGUGAACAUGAGCGUGGAACAGACUUUCAUUCCUCCAGAGCACGCGAGAAUCCACGUUUACAACGCACUGCCUUGCCAGAUGGUGGUGGAGGUGCCCUUCGUCAAGACCGGUCAGCUGAGUGUGGAGAGCGGAGGCCAGGUGGUUCUGCCUAGCUUGACUGUCACAUAUAGUGAUGAGGUGGAGGCCAAGGUGACAGCCUCCUGCCUCUCCCCAGACAUGAGGCAGGUGAUAGUGAGGGUGCUGGGUGCCCAUGAGACAACACUCCUUGUCACCUCCACUGGCAUGCUGGCUCUCCCUCCCACACUCGAGUACAUCAAGGACGAAGAUGCAGACACCAAAGUGCGGGUGUUGGCGCCUGCGCACAACGAGCUCAACGUGACGCUCACGUACGACACCAUCCUCUACAACUUCCAGCUCCUGGAAGGAAAGACGGAGUUCCAGCGCAUCAGUCCCCAGGAGUACAAGGUGAUGGUGGAAGAGGUGGAAGUUGGGGAGGCUGCAGUGUACCAGGACGGUGUGUACGACAUCGUCAUCACCACCACCGACGUCUUCCUCUUCCCCAUGACGGCCCCUGCAAACGUCCACAUGUUAUGGCUCCUUCCCCAGUACGUCCUCAUCACCAUAGGCGAUGUCCUCUUGUCAGUCUCUGGCAUGGACUUUGCUUACUCGCAGGCCCCGAUGGCCAUGAAAUCUUUACUACAGGCAGCCAAUCUCUUCACAAUUACUGCCGGCUUGUGGCUCUUUGCAGGACUAACAAGCCUGAGCUCUGCCACGGGGGCCUUCAAGCACCGAGCCUCGCACGAAGCCUUCUUCUAUACUUGUCUCAUGUCCGUCAACACCAUAAUUUUCAUCAUGUUGAUUAAAAGACACAACAAAAACUCGCCAGUAGACCCCGGAAAGGAGUCGAAGAUGACAAGUGAAGCCUGUGAGCGAGACCAACAACAAUUAGCCUCUCACGACAAUCCCGCUUUUGUCAUGGAACGGUCUGUGUAGCCA